This is a messenger RNA of Hymenoscyphus albidus, 597 nucleotides long. Lineage: Eukaryota; Fungi; Ascomycota; Leotiomycetes; Helotiales; Helotiaceae. The record is from the annotation of a GenBank genome assembly.
AUGGACAUUGGUAUUGGACGAGGCAUUGUCUGGCUGACCUGGAGUGGACUCGACGGUCUUCUCAUGGCUCUCACGCUGCCCUCUCACUCGAUAGAGGGCAUGCGGGCGUAUGCAAGCGAUGCAAGUCCCGGCGCGUACGCAGGUGAGCAACCGCACUAGACUGCUCUGGGCGACCCGCGACUAAAUCCUGGGAUGCAUCCACCACUCACACCUCCCACCAGCCCUGGGAGGUACAGAGGUACCGAAAUACCUCUGGAUGAUCGCAGCGUGAUGCGCAUCUCUGCAGCGAGAGUGCGUCCUCAAUACAUUGGCUCUGCACUGUCACCAACCUCCACCAAUGAGGGCGCACCCAGGCCCAUGGCGGGCGGGAGAAAACACCGCAUAGGGGUCCGGAGCCGAUAUCGACGACGAACAACCCCAUCACGAUUCACCCAGACCAAGGAACGCAACGUGGAGACAGGCCAAAUUCGCCGAAGAACAAGGCACCGCACCGCAUCGCAAGAGGCAGAGGAAGACGGCGAGCCUGUGAGCGCAGAGAAUCAUCAUGCCGCCAUCCACAACCACCUGCCACUCACCAGCGUGGAAAAGAAGGUUUGA